GAAGAUUUGAAGUGUCGGCAUGAUUUUCUUCCAAAAGUUCUUGUUUGUAGUGCUAUUCAUUGUUUCGCGUAGAAUUGUUUCUUUCAUUUUCCCUGUCAUUGAGUACAAUCAUCCAGGAUGUCAUUAGCGGAAGGAAAUUUGAGUAGAAGCAACAACCUCGGCGGGGGCGAGUCGCUAAGAAGACCGCCUGUAUCUCGAACUGCCGACGGAGAGGAGAAACAGAAAGCCGAUUUUGAAGAGCAAAAAUUGCAUCAGAGUCACACGACAACUGCGGCAACAUCUUCGACUGGCGCUGCUUGGUAUGAGCAAUCGGCGUACCAACUCGUCGGCUGCGAUGUCAUAAAUGGGCAGAAGAAAGCCGCAGUGUCCUUGCUAUUGCAGGAAGAGCGCUAUGACGGUGGAGGUGGAGUAGAUCAGCCACCUGCAGCUAUCUUUGAAGAAACUAGUGGCCGACCUGUGCUCGGGCUACCGGAAAGGCUGUUGCAAGUGGUAGGAACAAACGCGCACCCUUCGUCCUCCAGCGACCUAAAAUUGUGGAAAAACGGUGUGCGAAGAAUCGUAAAGAGCAGCGCUGGUGUUGGCGCAAGUUCUUUCCCACACAACAACUCUCCUUCAGUAUUCAACAACUACGGAAUUUUUAAUAUCGGGGCCAAUACCUCAAACUCCUCCCCAACCGCCGCCCUGAACGAGAGCGUUUCGACCACGUAUUCCCUGCUAGGAACCGGCAACGCGGUGAGUCCAGCUUCGUCUGCAGGUGGUGGAGCAGGUGCAGGAGUCUGUGACACCUUCUACUGCGCCCUGCAGUUGCAGCGGGAGGAGGAGACAGCUGAAUUCGUCUGCCUCGCUCAAGUCGUCCCAGCCGGGCUGGAGUUUCAGUAUUGGGACUCCCAGUUCGGAACGCAAACGGCCGAGGCCUGUAGAGAUCAACUGCUUGCAUUUAUUGCGCAAGAACAGACUACAUCCACCAGCAGCUCGUCCCAUCCCGCAACUACGGUCCAGCUGCCGCUUCCGAAGAGGCUACGCGACCAACUGCGCUCGCAUCUGGGUUCAUCUCCAUCUCCUUGUAGAAGGAGAAGGUCGACGCUAGAACAUCAUGGAGGCUCAACCUCGGAUUGGUCUGUGACGAAAAUAGUGCGUUUGCACGAGGACGUGCUGCCAACGGUAAAGACGCUUUUGGUAGACUACGACACGGGACACCUGACGGAGCACACCGCUCGCCGCGCGCUGGCCAAUCCCUGGUUGUUGCACGAAUUUGCACGCCAGGAGUGGGCGGGCGCAGUGCUCAGGACGCCGACCAGGUCGUCCGCCGACGCCGGGGCGCAUGGCUCCCGCUCCGCACAAUUCCUCCCCGUGCUUACGAUUGGCUACGGACGACGGCUGCGAGCGAGCCAAGUCCUCAGCGACACGGUCGGAACAACAGGGUCCGAAACUACCGCUACCGGUACCGCCUCGAUCGUCGAGCAUCAACAGCGAACUUUAGAAGUACCCUCCUGGGGCGUGAUUUCAAGCGAGACCGAGAUCCGCCUGCAGCUCGCGCCACAACCGGAUCUGCGAAUCCUGCGAGCUACCUUGGACCUCUACUCAGACGACAAGCCACUCAGCGAAGAAGACGACGGAGGAAAAAGUGACGAGCUUGAUGUUGUGAGUAAGAGAACAAAUAAACCAGCGGACCAAAACAGUCCGCAGUGGUCACAGGGAGGAGUACUAGACGCGCCGAAGUUACACAGCAGCGAACCCCCUAUGGAGCAGAGGGACGAUGCGCAAAGUACUAGACAGGGUCUGUUGCAGGAGAAAAGUGCAUCUCCAGGACCAGUCGUUUCGCGGUCUGCGGCAUCCUCCCUCAGUAUCGCUGAAUGUGUGUGGACUGCAGACUACUACUCAUCCAACACCAACUCACCAAAUGAUGCCCGCGAAGUUAUUGACGAUGUUUUUUUAAGGACUACGCCGCACGCAGCAGCGCCUCCAGACAGUGAAAUCGACGCAACGCCGGGAAUCAUGACAGAGAACUCUAGAAAGAGAAGGACCAACAAAUACGUCAUCUUUCCAAAAGUAGUCCCCGAAAAUCAUGAUGGUGCUACGUCGUUCCCUGCUUCCAGCCAGUUGCGAAUUCUUGUUUACGGUCUAGAUCCCAGCUUGUUUCUUGCAGAACCGACAAGAACAGCAUCCGACCUGCUCUUUCAGCAUGAUCAAUCAGUUAGAAACAUCCCUUUCGAGCACCUUUUCACGCAGUCGCCGCAAUCUCUGGCGGACAUAAUUCUUGCGGAAAAAGACGUGCACCUGCCACUUCCCGCUACCGGUCGGGUUAGCUCCCACUUCUUAGACCCCGUGAGUCAGAGCCUGCGCGGAGUAGGGCUUUUUUUGCGGAAAAAGCUCGCGUUUGAACGAUCAAGUCAAAGUCAAAGUAGAUGCGGGCCCUCGUCCCCUGUGGGGAGCACCGGUCCAGCAACUACGAGAUCGCCAACUGCGGAUCGUCAACAGCUUCAUCCCAGAGUAGAUGUUAACAUUAUCACCUUACGGGUCACGUGUGGCUGGCAAAACGAUCUGGAAGAUUUUGUCACCCAGCUAACGGAGGAUUUGGGUUUCCCGGUUUCCUGUUUGAGCGUGUUUCUGGUCCGGCGGCGGUUGCGAUCCACUGCAUCUGCAGAUGAUGAAAACGAGGCGCAUGACAAGGCCAGCGACCACAGGAUAAUGUUGCCGCUACCGCUCGCUAUGCAACUUGAAUUGCAGCGUCGAGGAGAUUUGCUCAAUCGGAGAACAAAUAGCGAUUCAGACGACAAAGCUACGUGUACUCGUCGUCCUGAUUCAUCACUGGGAGGAAGCAAGCCUGUGAACUCUUUACAACCUUUGGAAAAGAAGAUGAAUGCUGCGUCUACCACGAACCUCCCUAGUACAGAAGAACCUACGGCUACCACGACAUCGACAUCCAGCACCAUCGCGCCACUUACCAAAACCGUCCUCAGCCAGUUAAGCAUGAGCAAGCAACAGGCGCAGACGAGUCACGUCAUUCUGUCCGGGCCGACCGGCUCUGGCAAGACCAUGGUGGUGCGGAAUGCUCGUAUGACACCCUCAGAAACAGAAUGGAAAUCCUCAAAGUGGAAAUAAUUUGCGAUGCAUGAAAUGCGACACCAAAAAGACUGUAUUCCAGAGAACGCAAUGGAGGCUGACUAUUGUGCUCCUACGGGUUCUGGAUUGGGCUGCUAAUUAGCAUGAGAGAAGGCGGCACUCCUUUGCCUAACUAGCAUGACAGACGCGUUUUGAGUGCCCGGGAAAUUUGCCAUGCGCCGACUAUAAAUGGUGCUCCAACUGGAGUCGUUUUUUUGCAUUACAAAUUAUUUCCACUUUGAGGAUUUCCAACCUGAGGCUUUCAUAGCUCGGCACAUGAGUGUCGUGUCCAUUCCGGACAUCGUGAAAUCAGGCGUCGGGGAGAGUGCGCGCGCGGUCCGGCAGCAGUUUGUGAAUUUGGUGCGGGUAGCAGAGCAUAUUAACGCCAGAAGUGGUAGUGCUGUGUCGUCGUCAUCAAGCACCUCGUUUACUGCUCGAGCUCGUUCGGUACAAAUACCCAGCUCUUCUCCUAUGCUUGUCUUUGAAGACGCGGACCGGCUUUUGGGUGGCGGCGACAAAGACUUGUGGGCGCGCGACGUGAUUCCGGAGAUUGCGCGGUGCUUGGAAACGUUCCCUGCCCUGCCUGUUUUGUUCACCUGCCGGGAUUUUUUCUUGGUCCCCGAAUGCAUCCGAAACAAGUGCCGGCACGUGGAGGCGUUGGGCAGAAAAGCAAGUGCUGACGGUGGAAUCGGAAUAAAAAAAACGAUCCUCGAUUUGGGCGUUUACGGAAUGAAGGACCACGAGGACAAUGUCGACGCGAAGAAAGCCCUUCUCCGCGAGAAAGAGUUGCGUAAAGAGGAAUGGAAACAAGCCGUGAAGAAAGACAGUGAAAAUAACAAGCGGGGUCCUGCUGGUGGAGAAGGUCCUGAUAUUCGUAUCGACAAGAAGAAUUAUCCAGAGCAAGUGUUGAGACCAAAAGCAAGAAGGGAAACGGAGGCACUCCUUCGUGAUGUGUACCGGACGGUUCAAAAAGAGAUGGACAACACAGAAAUUGACCGCUGGACCCGCGUGAGUCAAAGAUUAUUCGCGGCAUAGUAUGUACAGCGUUUUCUGCCGCGAGCGCGAUUGAACCAUCAACAUAGAAGUACUACACAGACGAUAUUUGAUCCUCACAUUCAUUUUUCGUGACAUCGACGAGCUGUAACAUCACACGACCUGCUGUAAGCGACAUUUUAUGAUUGGCAACGCCACGAGCGCAUCCGCUACAAGGCUAAUGCCUUUGCGACAUGAUGAAGAUAACGCCCUAAAAAUCUCCUCUUCUUGAACACAGAGACAGAUGGCUGAUUU
Molecule: messenger RNA, 4389 nt
Organism: Amoebophrya sp. A120
Lineage: Eukaryota; Dinophyceae; Syndiniales; Amoebophryaceae
Source: the annotation of a GenBank genome assembly